This is a messenger RNA of Crotalus tigris (Tiger rattlesnake), 5475 nucleotides long. RefSeq names its product protein phosphatase 1 regulatory subunit 3D (gene PPP1R3D). Gene Ontology annotation, molecular function: glycogen binding; protein phosphatase 1 binding. Gene Ontology annotation, biological process: regulation of glycogen biosynthetic process. The transcript has a single exon. The coding region runs from base 34 to 981 and encodes 315 amino acids. The record is from RefSeq and is a predicted model, not a curated record. Lineage: Eukaryota; Metazoa; Chordata; Lepidosauria; Squamata; Viperidae. Gene Ontology annotation, cellular component: protein phosphatase type 1 complex.
ACGUCUCAGCAAAAGCAGUUUCUGGCAGCAGUGAUGUCCACUCAAACUGUUUGCCCUCAGGAGCCAAAGGUGUUGAGAGCUCCCCGGCAGAGUCCCAGCUGUCUCUCUGGUAUGUACCAGAACAUGUUUCAGGGCGAAGCAACCCAGCUUGUGGAAAAGAAGAGAUGCCAACCGUUGCAUAGCAGCAACAGCGCCAGCCAGUUGACUUCCUAUCUGCACCAGAAAACUGAACAUAGAGUUCCUCAGAGCACCACAAGUUGUGACCCACAUCUCCGACCCAUCAUACGCCGUCGGGCCAGGUCCUUGCCCAGUUCUCCAGAGAGAAGGCGUAGCGGGGUGGCUCCCUGUCGUGUUCCGGGUUGCCACACUCGCAAGAACCAUGUUAGGUUUGCAGAUGCUUUGGGCCUGGAGCUGACAGAAGUGAAAGUUUUCCAAGCUGGGGAAGAUCCAUCUAUCCCACUUCAUGUUCUUUCUCGGCUAUCCAUUAAUUCAGAUCUCUGUUGCAGCAAGCUGGACCUGGAAUUCACCAUGCAGUGCCUGGUACCUGACUUCCAGCAGCCGGGAGAUUGUGAAGACUUCCUUAGCCGCCUGCAGCAGCAGCAGGUGUGUUUGGAACGAGUGUCCAGCUCAGAUCUGGGCCUGAAUGGCACAAUCAGAGUGAUCAAUUUAGCCUUUGAGAAACAGGUGACUGUGCGCUAUACUUUUAAUCACUGGAAGGGCCAACAUGAAAUAAAUGCUCAGUGGCACAGCAGUGUUGCUGGUCAGGAUGGUGAGACUCAAGUGGACAAUUUCACCUUCUUCCUUCCUAUGCCCCCAUUCCUUCUUCAGCUUAGCUCAGUAAUUGAGUUUGCAAUCUUAUACCGAGUCAACGGACAGGAAUACUGGGAUAACAAUCAGGACAAGAAUUACACCCUCACUUGUAGGAAUCAUCCGCUUAAGAUGCCCAGAGAAUGUGAAGAGAGCUGGAUUCAUUUCAUCUAAAAGCAAAACAAAGGGGUCUGCAUUCUUUUGACCUUCCCCCCCCCCCACGCUGAGGCACCAAAGAAACUCUUCGACAUGGCAAAGAUCCUUCAGAAUAAAAGAAUAACAAGUGAUCUGCACAAAAGCUAUUUUGAGAAGCUGUUGUUUUUCUGAAAAAGAUAAGGAUAAAGGGCCUUAAUUUGCAGUGAUUUGCACUAAAUUAACUUGAAAUGUUUGGGAAUCAUAGCCCAAAGAUGCAGUCAUUAGAAGGAAGCUAAUGUAUUUUAUUUCUUUGAUUAAUUCUUAUAAUGUUCUGAUUAUGCAGUAUUUUAAAGCAUACUGUACUUGAUGCUCUGUAGUUUUGCACUUCACUUUUUGCACUUUUUACAAAAUUGUCUUUGGUGGAACAUAAGCAUAUUUCUGUUAAUUUCUAGAACAAGAAAGUGUUACAUAUUUCUAAUGCACUGAUCAAAUGCUGCAGGGCUGGGGACGGCAAAAUUUAACUAUUUAAAUAAAAAUGAAAAUUUACACUGCAGUUUAUAAGGCUUAUAUGAUAGUGUUCUUAGCCAUUUGGCAUUAGUCCCUAAAUGUUCCUGUUUUAGAGCACUUUUUGUUAUUAGAAGAGAAAAUGCAGUUUGCUUUUUGGAGAAGUUUAUUUUUUAUGUUAUGUUAUUUUAUUUUAGCCUUCCAGGUCAAAGUAAGUUCAUGCCACUAUAGUUUAAUGAACUACAGUAUAGCCCAAUUACAGGGAUGUUUUGAGUUAAACUAUGUAGGCUGCAGCCAAUCUUAGAUUGUCUUACAUUCGUUUCUAAGCAAGAGUGGGAUACAAAUAUAAGAAGCAGACAUCAAAAAAAUCACUUAUUUUUUGUGCCAAGAAAACUUCAUGGAUGUAUGUAUAUACAGAGAGUCACAGGCAUUUUUUUUUUACAGUUAACAAAGAGUCAUACCGAAUCACACUUUUUUGAAUAUGAAAUUGUUUGAUUUGUUGACAACUUGAGUGCCAGGAUUUUCUUUGAGAAGAAAUGAGAAUGAUUCUUUGCAUAUAUAAUUAAUAUGGGUUAUAUUUUAUCAGCCUUGGGCAUUGCAGUAUAACUGCCUAGUUUCGGAACAAAACAGCAGUGACAUGUGUUAGGUUUCUAUAGAUCAUAUGAGAUGUUGGCACUUUUAAAAAAUAUUUACAAGGAGUAAAUGAUACCAAGCAUUACCAGCUCCUGGGGUACAGCUACAAGUGCAGUUAAGGAUUGAGUUCCAUGUUGUUUCUGUCACCAUUUGCAUGCAGACAUGUUUGGGAGAUUGAUGUCACUGCCAUGGAUUGAGAUGUCUGCAUAUGCCAUUAAGUCUGUAAGGAAUGCUUCUACUUAUUCUUCCAUCUUGGGAAAGAGCUCCUGAUAAUGUGAUAAAGUUAGCAAUGAGUGUGGUUUAUGUAUACUAAACUAAGAAUCAUUCUAAUAUAUGCAAGCAAUUGAUGAGAGAUGAACUUGUGAUUGUCAAUGGACUUGAAGAGUAUAGUCUUUUAAAAUCAGAGGUCUAGUUUACAUUCAUUAGUUCAGGAUGAAUCACCUUGUGCAGUGAACUGUGAUGGAAUAUAGUACAAGUCUUUCUGUUCUUAAUCUAUUCCCUGCCCUUUUUAUGGCAUGAUUUUGGAGUUCUGUAGCAAGCAGCCUUAGACCGAGUCCACCUAGCUUGGAUCAAUGUCUAAGAUGGGGUAGAUAAAGAUUGCAGCUCUAAUCCAUAUAUGACCUUCAAACUAAUUUCUUGCAAACCCCCAGACUAAUUUCAAAACUUACUGCAAGAGAUUGGUUCAAAAAGGACCAUCUUGCCUUUCCUGUUGGUUUACUACUUGAGAAAGAAGAACGAAGUAUCAGAAGGAAAACAUAUUUGAGAGGUUAAAGAACUAGAGUAGGGGUCUCCAAAUCUGGCAACUUGAAGACUUGUGGACCUCAACUCCCAGAAUUCCCCAGCCAGCAUGGCUGGUUGAGGAAUUCUGGGAGCUGAAAUCCAUAAGUCUUAAAGUUGCUGAGUUUGGAGACCCCUGAAAUAGACGAUCCCAUCCAUUUGGGGUUCUGACUACAUCCAGCAUCAUCCACUCAGUGGCUCCCAAUAGUUUGUCCAGGAUAUAAAUCUGGUUGUUUAUACAAGGUUUCCCAGCAGAGUUUUCCCCCCUCCCUUCAAUGUGUAAAUUAUAACACCACCACCACCACCCAUUUUCACCCUCUCCCCGUAUGAUUUAGGGUUUUUUUGCUUUGUUUGCUCGUGGUGUAGGGAUGAUUAAUGUACUUGGUUUCUGAUUACCUGCAUUUUGGACUGAUACUGUGCCUUGAAUAACUUUCAGGCUGCUAUAUCACAGUACAUUCUGGCCAAGCCUGCUUUGUAUCUCAUAGGAGCUGGAAGGGAUCCCAGUUCCAGAGUAGAAACCCAUGUCAGCCCCUCUGUUCACUGACAAGAACUUCUAUAUAAGAGGUUGUCUCAAGGGGCCAUUCUUUCGAGUGGGAAGUUCCUUUGAAAUGCCUGAAUAGUGGGUAAUGGAAAAAUCUAUUUCCUUUAUGGUUGACCAAGCUAAGAAGUGUAUCUAGAUCUCUUGUUUAUUAAACAGAAAGGAGACCGGGUGCUUCAAACAAAUCUCUACGGAUGUCAUUAGAAAUAUUGUGCAGUGGAUUUGUUUUUUGAACUCAGUUUCUUAGGUGGGUGGGAAGUAGAUUUCAUGAAAUUGUAAAGAACACACAGGCACAUCUUUGAGGUAGGGCCAAAGGGAACCCCCCCCCACUUCAAUAGCCUAAAAUAAAUGCCCGUAACUAAAGAACAGUUGCUGGCUGGGGAAUUCUGGGAGUGGAAGUCCACCCAUCUUGGCUGAAAAUUGCUAUUGUAGAAAGCUAACUGUUUGUUUUGGGGAGGGGUGAAAAAUGAGAAGGUGGAAUGAAAUGGAAUAUUCUAGAAGAGGGCAUGGAAAUAUUGGCUAGAUAGAAUUUCAAACACCAACUCUUAACAACCUAAUUUUUCAUAUUUCUGAGUCUUGUGUGGCCAUUAUAACUCUUAAGAUGUGCUGGUGGUUGAAUUAAGUUCUGACUUCUAGAUGUAUGUUUGUCACUGAGGAAAGUUGGUUAGGCAACCUCUGAAAAUAUGUUAUAAUAGCAGAAAAGCUGCAUUCAUGUCAGAACAAAGUAACAGAUUUGUCCAAUAGGGCACUCUCAAAUAUUUUAGGAUUAUAGCUACCAUUUUCAGCCAGGGUGGCCAUUGAUCCCUACAGAGGUAAUUUAUUUUCCUUGACAUUAUUUGUUCCCCACCCCCCUAUCAUUAUGUCCUUACCAUCAUCUUUCCUGAUUGAGAAACCUACAGUUUUAGCCAUAAUGUAUCUUGGAAGAUAAAAGCAACAGGCCAAUGCAUAGUGCUGUCAGUGUUGUGUGACUGCUAGGACAGGUCAUUGCAGUUUCUGUGUUCAUUUUUGCAGGUAGAUAUUUUUGCACACUCUAUUUUUUUGCAUGUGAUUAAAUGAUUGAAGAAAAAUAGUUUCCAGAAUUCUAAAUCAGGCUGUACAGUAUCCUAAGCAAUCAAUUACACUUCAGAGAAGACAUUGCAUAGAUUUUUUUUAUCCUUAUUUUGUGCUAUAAAGUUUAAAAAAUAUUAUUGUAUGUUGUAUGACAGGUAUAGUUUCAUGAUGGCAAGAAAAAUAGAAUUUGAAAUAGAAUUUGCAGUCUAUAGGCCAGCCUUGCUCAAUCCUAUAUCCUCUAAAUCAGAAGGACUGAAAUUUCCAUAAUUUGUCAUCGUGCCUGGCAAUUAAAGGAAUACAGCUUCAAACAAAUCUGUUUUAAGCUUUUAUUUUGAAUUGUCUGCGAUAAGCAGUUUGUGGAUUGUUGUCAGUAUUCAAGCCGCUCCUAUUUUUCUGCCAGCAUCUGAAUCUAUAGAAGGUAAAAAGUUAAGCAUAAAAAAAUCAAUAUAUUUUUAAUGAAGAAAAGCUUAUUUUCUACAACAUUCAUUUGGGUUGUAUUGAUGAGCUGUAAUCUCUUAACAAUUUGGUCUCUUCCUUCUUUUUCCGUUUUUGUGAUUCAUGUUACCAUAUUUGCUCCUUUGCUUUUGAGUAUUUAGUAAACUUGCUUUGUAAGUAUUCCUUGGACAUUUAUCAGAAUCAGGAAAUCAAACAAAAAGAAUUAAGUACUGUGCUUCAUUCUGUAUUUUUAUAUACAGAUUCAGAUCAUUUUGAGACAAAUAGGUUUUGCAGACCCUAUGUUGAAACUUAAUAUCAUUUAACUUCUAAUUGUAUAAAUAAGUUAAGUCCAUAUAUAUCCUUGUAUUUUUGGAGUGUGACACAAAUGAUUAUUACAGAAUGACUAAAUGUGCUACAGUAUUUCCAGGCGCAAGCUUUUAGAAAGCAAACAAAUUAUUUUUCUAUAAUCACAGAAUUUUAAUAUUGAAAUAAAGAAGUAAUGGGUAGGCAGGUCAGCGGCAUAUGUUCCCCAACGUGUUAUACAAUAAUGGCCAUAUAGGUGGCAGAUUAUAUAUAAAAUAUAUGUAUAUAUGGUG